This is a messenger RNA of Iphiclides podalirius (scarce swallowtail), 3015 nucleotides long. The record is from the annotation of a GenBank genome assembly. NCBI's taxonomy places the organism in Eukaryota, Metazoa, Arthropoda, Insecta, Lepidoptera, Papilionidae.
AUGGAUAACAGACGUGCAUCCCCUAGCUACGAGGCAGGUUUUGACGCGUGCGAUCCUCUUGGGUCAGUGUUGGAGUGGUCAGGUCGGGGGCCGGCCCGCGUGCUUCGGCGACGCUGCCGAAGUGAAAGUAUAGAUAGGUCACCUUAUGAGGAUGUGACACGCGAGUUGAACCGGUCAGCGGAUUAUCACUCACGUCAACAACGCACCUUCCCAAAUAAAAGCUACUUUACCCUUAACGGCGGACAAGACGCGCGAUACGAUCGUUUCCAUUACGAGUGCUCCUUUGCGGCCGCCGAAAACGGUGAUUACGCUAUGUCGCAUGAUCAGCAAAGGUAUCAUGGUUAUCAGGCAGCCAGGUCAAAAUUACUUCGAUCAAGUCCUACUAGACCACUUAUAGUCACCCCUUUGUCAAAUUCAAAAGUAGAUGACAGCCGUUUACCAAAAGUUGAAGAAUUGUUAGAAAGAGUAGACCAUGAGAUGAUGGAAGUGCCAAUUACAAAGCAACCAUUAAAGUCUAUACUUAAUAAUCCUUUAUCAAAGUCCCCACCUCAUGGUAUUCUAAAAAAACCCAAAAGCCGACACUACCAGGAUACAAAGUCGAACAUUGAGGGAAGAAGAAGGCAGAGGGCAUCAAGUGAAUCAGAUAAUUUAUAUUGUAGCUUUCACAUAGGAUCUCCUAUACCUGGCUAUGAGAAUCGUCUCACCUACCUCUCUAAUAAUAUGAAGCGAGCAAAAGACAAUUCUGGAACUGGAUACUCUUAUGGGACGGCAGUUGCAGCAUUAACUACAGGAUUACGAACAAAAAGCCCUCCGCCAUACCCAAGAAGCCUUUAUUGCUCCUGUAAAGAUCAAGUUGUAGCACCCAAAGAUGAUAUCUAUGGCAUGCAUAUUCUGAGGACUACAGCCAUUAAUAAUGAGACAGUGGAUCACAUGCCUAGAGUUGAAAUGUCACGUCAAGAGACACCGACGCCCACUUGCCCGGCGGUGAGCCCCUCGCUGCCAGUCAGCUCUGUGACGGCGAUUCCCGUCGCCAGCAAGCCGGCGAAGUCGCUCAAGAAGAAGGUCAAGCCCAGGGCGAAGGUAGCGAAGAUGAAGUCCACGACAAAGGUCGACAGCGUAGCGGGGGAUGACGCGGAGCCCGCCAGCAGCCGCUCACCGUCCCCUGUCGUUUUGGUGGAACCCGAAUGGUCGAUGGACACGGACACAGUCGCCCCCGAAAUGCAAAAGCUCGAGAAGCCUCCAACGGCCCCCGUCACUAGGACAGAGGAGGUGACGGAACAGAACUCCGUCGCCAAACUGUCCAACAGGCUAAACGGGACCGUCGUGUCGCCCAAGAAGAGAGAUUCCCUGGUGGCAUUGCCGGACUCGAUAUCGAACUGCCUCAGGCCGUCGCUGUUCCCCCGCGUGCCCCCGUACUUGAAGUUCGUAGGCCACGAGGAGACUACGCCCCUGAAAAUACCGGCGCCCAUACAGAAGCACCUCAAGUGGAAGCUCACCACGAUAACGCCCAUCGUGGUGAAGAAGACCCUCACCAACUCCGGGUUCAGGCUGGUGAAGAGCGAGUGCGACACGUCCGAGUGCCCUCAAGAAGAGACCGUCGACUGGAUCGGCAUAUGGGGCAAGCACAUGAAGUCGCUAAUGUUCCGCGCGAUAAAGGACGGCCAGAAGAUGAACCACUUCCCGGGCACCUUCCAGAUCGGCAGGAAGGACCGGCUCUGGCGAAAUCUCCAAAAGUUAGUGGCGAAGUACGGCGCCAGCGAGUUCGGCAUUAUGCCCAGGACAUACGUCCUGCCGCAGGAUCUGAAGAUGCUGAAACACGACUGGGAGAAACACGCGGCGAACAACGAGAGAUGGAUCAUUAAGCCACCGGCAUCGGCGCGCGGCACGGGAAUCAAAGUGGUGUCCCGCUGGACGCAGAUCCCAAAAAAGCGGCCGGUGGUGGUGCAGCGCUACGUCACCAAGCCCUACCUCAUCAACGGGAACAAGUUCGACCUGCGCCUCUACGUGCUCGUCACCUCCGUCCACCCACUACGGAUCUACCUCUACAAGGACGGUCUCGCUAGGUUCGCCUCCGUUAAAUACAAUGACGAACUAUCGUCGUUGAAUGAUAGGUAUAUGCAUUUAACAAACUACUCCAUCAAUAGAUUGUCGAAGAAUUACACGCCGAAUGAGGAUUUUGCGGCGUGCGAAGGUCAUAAAUGGACACUGCAAACUCUUUUCCACUAUCUAAAGACUGAACGUGGGGUGGAUACAGACUCGCUUUGGGAGUCGCUCAAGGACCUGGUCAUAAAGACAAUCAUCUCUGGAGAGGCGAGCAUCAGCUCUCUAACCAAAGCCAACAUAACGUCUCGCUACAAUUGCUACGAGCUGUUCGGCAUAGACGUGCUGUUGGACGAGAGUCUCAAGCCGUGGCUUUUAGAAGUUAAUAUAUCGCCGAGUCUGCACAGCGCGUCACCACUUGACAUUCAUGUGAAGGGACCGUUGGUCACCACUGUGCUCAAUAUUGCCCAGUUCCAAGUUCCUUCGAAGACCAAUUUAGAACUACUGUCUAAGGAAAAACCCAAUAAAUUGGCUGGCUUACCUUAUGAUAGUAGGCUAUACACAGUGUACCUGUCAAAAGAAGAAAGAGAUAAACAUAUUAUAUACACAAACAUAGAAGACAGAGACGUGUAUCUCCGUGAUAUACUGUCUACCCUCACGCCCGACGACGUUCGCCAUCUGAUACAAGCGGAAGACGAGUUGACGCAGACAGGCGAUAUGGAGCGCGUGUUCCCAACGCAUGAAACGCAUAAAUACUUGGGUUUCCUCGCCGGCCCAAGAUACUACAACCGACUCUUCGAUGCCUGGGAAGCGCGCUACUCUGCUCAUAGAGAACCGGGCAUCGAGUUGCUGCGCAAGCUGUGUGGCAUUGGGUACCACCUGGAAGCGCCAGCCGUGCCUCUGCAGGUAACUGUCGCGCGGCUACUGCUAGCUCUGCUCUCCGCACUGCUCUCCCUCUGCCUCGCCCGCCUCUGG